Messenger RNA from Daldinia childiae, 1788 nucleotides. RefSeq names its product ABC1 family protein MCP2 like protein. The coding region runs from base 1 to 1788 and encodes 595 amino acids. Gene Ontology annotation, biological process: lipid homeostasis; mitochondrion organization. The record is from RefSeq and is a predicted model, not a curated record. The transcript is spliced from 3 exons. Gene Ontology annotation, cellular component: mitochondrial inner membrane. NCBI's taxonomy places the organism in Eukaryota, Fungi, Ascomycota, Sordariomycetes, Xylariales, Hypoxylaceae.
AUGAAAUGCCCCUCGAUCAAUUCCCUCGGCCGUCUUGCCAGCAACAGGUCAUGGACAUGUACGAAUUGCCGCACCCAGUUACUCGUAGCCCAUGUCAGGACGACACAACGAUCUAUCGCAAGACAAUAUACGACCAACUCUUCUGGAUACUCGGGGAAAACACAUAAGCAACCGAAGACAAGAGUUACCGUAUUGACUGCUGCUACUACGGCUGCGGCUGGAGUAGGUGUCUUAGCAUUCACAGAUGACAUUAAAGCUGGAUACGAUGCUACAGAACGUUCGGGAAGAGUUGCUGCAACACUGGCAUUAUGCAUCAAUGAUUACCGAACUUCCUUAAACCAACGUGACCAUACAGAGGAUUUCGAUGAAAAGGACCAUAUACUAAGAGCAUGCCACAAGAGGUGUGCAGAACGGACACUCAAAGUGCUCGAAAAAAAUGGAGGGAUAUUUAUUAAAUUAGGACAGCACUUGAGUGCUAUGACUUAUCUACUCCCACGCGAAUGGACCGAUACGUUUAUACCGCUACAAGACAAAUGCCCAGUAUCUUCGUUCCAAUCGAUCGAAGAAAUGUUCCGCGCCGAUACAGGUGAAGAGCUCAAAGACUAUUUCUCCGAAUUUUCAGAGCAGCCAAUAGGGGCUGCCUCUCUUGCUCAGGUCCAUCUAGCGACGGUGAAAGAAAAUGGUCAAAAAGUUGCCGUAAAAGUCCAACAUCCAGGUUUGGCGCAAUGGGCACCUCUCGAUUUGGCCCUAACCAAGUUUACUUUCUCAACCUUGAAGAAGUGGUUCCCCGAGUACGAUCUGGAGUGGUUAGCUUCUGAGAUGGAAGUCUCUCUACCCCAAGAACUUGACUUUCAGCUCGAGGCCGCGAAUGCGAUUCGAACGCAAAAGUACUUUGCGCAGCAUACUGAACUACCACUCGUGAUUCCCGAUGUCCUUUGGGCGAAGAAGCGGAUAUUGGUUAUGGCGAAUGAAUCGGGCCAUCGUCUUGAUGACCUCGAAUACCUAGACUCGAAUCAUAUCGAUCGUGACGAAGUCUCUGCCACGCUGGCCCACAUCUUCAAUGAAAUGAUCUUUGGUAAGGGUGCGCCGCUACACUGCGACCCCCAUGGUGGCAACCUCGCUAUCCGGAAGGCAACCCCGAAGAGACGAGGAGGUGCCAACUUCGAAAUUAUUAUAUAUGACCACGGACUGUAUCGGGAUAUUCCCGAGAGCUUGCAACGAUCUUAUGCCAAGAUGUGGCUGGCAGUCAUCGAUGGAAACAUGCCUGCCAUGAAGCGAUACGCACACGAAGUAGCCGGGAUCACGGAUGAGCAAUUUCCUCUGUUUGCCAGCGCUAUUACAGGCCGCGAUUAUACAGUGGUCAAGUCAUCUAUCUUAAAGUCACGAUCCGACGAGGAAAAGAAGACCAUGGGUGAUGCGCUGCAAGAAGGCCUACUAUCAGAUCUCGUGACUAUGCUCGGACAAGUGCCUCGAAUCAUCCUACUCAUCCUAAAAACCAACGACCUAACACGCAGUCUCGACGAAAAUCUACACACCCGCCAAGGCCCGAUGCGGAGCUUUAUGAUCCUAGCCCGGUACUGCGCACGCACGGUAUUCCGCGAGCAAGUCGAGGAAAUCCGGGAGCGGCCCGGUACCUUGCUAUGGCCUGGCAAUGCGCUACGGUUUAUGGCCGCGUGGGUGGGAUACCUGCGUGUGGAGCUAAAGCUCGAGGUCUUCGAGCUGUGGCUUACGGUCAAAAGGAUCGUGGGCAUAAGCACGGUUCACUACGGGAGCGCUGUAUCAUUAUAA